UUGUAGCUUGUCAAAGGGUACGGGAGCUGUUCCAAUCCUACCAGCUUUCAUUGGCCCGGGAAGGCGGAGCGAAUGAACUCAAACUGUUUGCUGUGCGAACCAAGUGAGGUCAGGGGACUGCAUGCUGAAUUCGCCCUGUGACUUGUCGGUUGGAUGAUGAAACAUGAUUCUGCAGUAUGUUAGACCGACGGUCUCGCUCAUUCGGAGCAAGAGUGUAAAUGCUGCCGUCUCCAGAUUAUAUCAUGCGGAUAAAGUGGCAACGCUGGGCUCGCAGCCGGACGUUCAGUCUCCGGUCUUUCAGGAGAAUUACGAGCGAAUGCAAGCGCUGGUGAAGGAGUUGAAGGACAGAGCAGAAAAAAUCAAACUUGGAGGUGGAGAAAAAGCAAGAAACCUUCAUACAUCCCGAGGAAAGCUUCUGCCUCGAGAACGCAUCGACAGACUGUUGGAUCCUGGAUCUCCCUUUCUGGAGUUUUCCCAGUUUGCUGCCUAUCAGUUAUAUGGUAAGGAGGAGGUUCCUGCAGGAGGCAUUAUCACUGGUAUUGGCAGAGUCUCAGGGUUGGAAUGUAUGAUAGUUGCAAAUGAUGCCACUGUCAAAGGUGGUACCUAUUAUCCGGUUACAGUAAAGAAGCACCUACGUGCCCAAGAGAUUGCACAGCAAAACCAUUUGCCAUGCAUAUACCUGGUGGAUUCUGGAGGAGCCAAUUUACCCAGACAGGCAGAUGUGUUUCCAGACAGAGAUCACUUUGGGCGCAUCUUCUUUAAUCAGGCCCAUCUUUCCUCUGAAGGAAUUGCACAGAUAGCUGUUGUUAUGGGUUCCUGCACGGCCGGGGGUGCCUAUGUCCCUGCCAUGGCUGAUAAAAGCAUCAUAGUACGCAAACAAGGGACCAUUUUUCUGGGAGGACCACCACUGGUAAAAGCUGCUACAGGUGAAGAGGUGUCUGCUGAAGACCUAGGAGGUGCAGACCUUCACUGCAGAAAGUCAGGAGUAACCGAUCAUUAUGCCUUGGAUGACAACCAUGCCCUUCACCUUGCACGGAAAGUAAUACGAAGCCUGAACUACAAGAAAAAACUUGAUGUUACUGUGGAGCCUCCGGAGGCACCUCUGUUUCCUGUGGAUGAACUAUAUGGGAUUGUGGGAGACAACCUCAAACGCAACUUUGACAUUCGAGAGGUUAUUGCUCGUAUUGUUGAUGGCAGUAAAUUUGAUGAAUUCAAGGCCUUCUAUGGAGACACACUUGUCACAGGUUUUGCCCGGAUAUUUGGCUACCCUGUUGGAAUUAUAGGCAAUAAUGGUGUGCUGUUCUCAGAAUCUGCAAAGAAAGGAACUCAUUUCAUUGAGCUUUGCUGUCAGAGAAACAUUCCACUCCUCUUCCUUCAAAAUAUUACAGGCUUCAUGGUUGGCAGAGAGUAUGAGGCUGGAGGUAUUGCUAAAGAUGGAGCUAAAAUGGUGACAGCCGUGGCCUGUGCCAAUGUGCCUAAGAUUACUGUAAUCAUUGGAGGAUCGUAUGGUGCUGGGAACUAUGGCAUGUGUGGUAGAGCAUAUAGCCCCCGGUUCCUGUACAUGUGGCCCAAUUCACGGAUCUCAGUAAUGGGAGGGGAGCAGGCAGCAACUGUACUUGCCACCAUAACUAAAGAUCAAAAAGUAAGGGAAGGAAAGGAGUUUACAAUAGAGCAGGAGGCUGCUAUGAAGGAGCCAAUUAUCAAACGCUUUGAGGAGGAGGGAAGCCCAUAUUAUUCCAGUGCCAGAUUGUGGGACGAUGGGAUCAUUGACCCUGCUGACACUCGCCUUGUCCUGGGCUUGAGUUUGAGUGCUGCCCUCAAUGCACCCACACAUAAAACCCGCUUUGGUGUCUUCAGAAUGUAAAUCUGGUCUAGUAAAGAUAUUUAGAAUUAGUCAAUUUUCAUGUUUUGGGCAGAGUAUAACUUUUAUAGACUUGUUUUGUCUUUUGUAUGUUUGAAAUUAACAGUAAAAAUUUUAAAAACAAUGAUUGACUA
Molecule: messenger RNA, 1995 nt
Organism: Myxocyprinus asiaticus (Chinese sucker)
Lineage: Eukaryota; Metazoa; Chordata; Actinopteri; Cypriniformes; Catostomidae
Product: methylcrotonoyl-CoA carboxylase beta chain, mitochondrial-like
Exons: 17
Coding region: 164-1864 (566 amino acids)
Biological process (GO): L-leucine catabolic process
Cellular component (GO): methylcrotonoyl-CoA carboxylase complex; mitochondrion
Molecular function (GO): methylcrotonoyl-CoA carboxylase activity
Source: RefSeq, a predicted model, not a curated record